AUGGGAUACCUUUCCCGUUAUCAGGAGCUCGCCGUGAUCAUUGAGAGGCGUUUUCCUGGUGCGGAGGUGACGGGGUCUGUGGGACGAGCAGGUGCCUUUGAAAUCCAAAUCAACGGCCGGCUCGUCUUCUCCAAGUUUGAAACUGGUGGAUUCCCCCGUGAGAAAGACGUUCUGAGUCAAGUCAAGAACACCCACGAUGGGAAGCCUUUGAUGAAGAUUCAGGAAUGUGAAGACAAUUGUACCGUUGUAUAAUCCUCCACCUGUCCUCCAUCAUCAUGGAGGAUGAGUUCCUCAGCUCCACCUCUGGUUUCAUCACGUUGAGCUGAUUUCUGUGCAGGUUCUGUUGACGCCCGGCUCCUCUCUCUGCUCCCCUCAGCUCCUCCAGGCUGCUGAUGAUUACUGUAGCUGAAGACCUGUUGAAGGUUACGGUUUGAUGGAUCCAUUCCUGGAGUUUUGGCUCGAUGAGGAACAGAGGCGAGGAGAGUUUGUUGCAGGUUCUGAUCUAACGUUUUUCCACCUGUUCUCUGUUUGCAUUCAGCAUCCUGUUCUCUUUUAUCAGUCGGGCUCUUUUCUUUUCUGCUCAGCUUGAUUAUUUUUACGCUCAAAGCUGCAGGUUUAUUCAGUUUUUCUCACUGGGUGUUGCUUCCUGAGAUUAAAUCUCCACGACACAGACCGGCAACAUGAUCCUGCAAAACAAGUAUAAGAGUUUCUAUGUAUUUGAUCACUGAUGUGGGGAAAACGUCGUUUUUGCUGAACAGGAAGCGUUCAGGUUGUUAAAUUAAUUUCCUCUGCAAGGCUUUCAACACAAUCUGUAAUUUAACAAAGACGAACCUAAUGUCUCUUUAUAAAUAAAAUGCGCUGAUUCCUUUCUGAUUUUAUUUUGAAAUGAAUAAAUGAAGUCUGAGUUGUUUUUGCUUUUCUGUAACACUAAUUAAAGUUGUGACAAAACA
Messenger RNA from Austrofundulus limnaeus, 950 nucleotides. Its product is annotated as migration and invasion enhancer 1. Gene Ontology annotation, biological process: positive regulation of filopodium assembly; negative regulation of apoptotic process. NCBI's taxonomy places the organism in Eukaryota, Metazoa, Chordata, Actinopteri, Cyprinodontiformes, Rivulidae. Gene Ontology annotation, cellular component: cytosol. The record is from RefSeq and is a predicted model, not a curated record. The transcript has 4 exons. Bases 1 to 252 code for a protein of 83 amino acids.